Hippocampus comes (tiger tail seahorse) is the source of this 1060-nucleotide messenger RNA. RefSeq names its product acid phosphatase 1 (gene acp1). Bases 6 to 527 code for a protein of 173 amino acids. Lineage: Eukaryota; Metazoa; Chordata; Actinopteri; Syngnathiformes; Syngnathidae. The record is from RefSeq and is a predicted model, not a curated record. The transcript is spliced from 7 exons. Gene Ontology annotation, molecular function: non-membrane spanning protein tyrosine phosphatase activity; acid phosphatase activity. Gene Ontology annotation, biological process: protein dephosphorylation. Gene Ontology annotation, cellular component: cytoplasm.
UGUCCAUGUCCACACCGAUGGCGACACAGGACCCCUACGUCAUUGGCAAAAUGGCGGCUUCAAGCAGCAAAUCUGUUCUGUUUGUCUGUCUGGGGAACAUCUGCAGGUCCCCCAUUGCGGAGGCCGUCUUCAGGAAGAUGGCAACUGAAGCAGGUGUUGCUGACAAGUGGAGGAUAGACAGUGCCGCCACGUUCGGCUAUGAGAUAGGAAACCCGCCCGACCAUCGCGGCCUAGCCUGCAUGAAGAGGCACGACGUGCCCGUGAGACACGUGGCUCGACAGGUGACCGAGGAUGACUUUAUGAGCUUUGAAUUUAUUCUCUGCAUGGACGAGAGAAACUUGAGGGACUUGAAACAGAAAGCCAACGCUGUGGAGGAUCACCGGGCAAAAAUCGAACUUCUCGGUACAUAUGACCCGCAGAAGCAGCUGAUCAUCAAAGAUCCCUAUUAUGGAAGUGAUGAAGACUUUGAAAAGGUGUACGAACAGUGUCAACGAUGCUGCAGGGCGUUUCUCGAGGCAAACUCAUAGCGUUGUUGUCGCUCGCCAAUUGGCCACCGAAAUGGAAAAUACACCACCGGUGAAAAAUGUGGACCCGGUUUCUCAUUCGAAACCUUGAACCUUCGAAACAAAUGCAUCAGAAAACAACGGUGGCUCCAAAACUGCCACCCACGUACUCAUCAAAACCAGUCACAAGACUCCUGGCUGACAGGGAAACUGAAUUGGAUCCGCUCAAAACUUUUGAAUGCACCUUUCGGUACUUUUUGCACAAAUUGCUGUCCACUUUUGAAGACAAAAAUUCUGAUACUUUUUUUUUUUUUUUUUGUAACCGUUUAGUCUAUGCCUCAUUACUGUGACUCUUCCAUUCUCUGCGCAUCUCUGUUGCAAUCUACUGAUGUCGUUCUCGAAGCCUUCAGUGGUGAUGCCCACUUGCAGCAACCGUGAAGAGCAUUCUGGUGAGGUACUGUUGACCAAUUAUUAGGCGUUGUCUUGGUUGCAUGAUAUGAAGAGGACAGUUUGUCUUUUGUAAUCGAACCAGGAAAUUCAUGGUUUAAAAAAAAAAA